Messenger RNA from Zea mays, 1775 nucleotides. RefSeq names its product UDP-glycosyltransferase 90A1. Lineage: Eukaryota; Viridiplantae; Streptophyta; Magnoliopsida; Poales; Poaceae. Bases 193 to 1635 code for a protein of 480 amino acids. The record is from RefSeq and is a predicted model, not a curated record. The transcript has a single exon. Gene Ontology annotation, molecular function: UDP-glucosyltransferase activity.
GUCGAUGGGCACGUGAACAUUUUUUUAAACACGGAUAUUUCACGUGCUCGCAUGUGGAUCCAGUUCGUAUGUGAGGAUGACCAGCCGCAGAAUUUGCUUCGCCAUUCUUCGUAGAUCCCCACCAGUAAAAGUACUGUGAACUGUGCCUUACAGUCUCACAGCGACCAGCUCCACCCGGAGUCCCAUACUCCCAUGGCGUCUUCAGCUCCUGCCCCUGCCUCUACGUUACCUUGCAGCGAAGCCCAUGACGCGCAGGCUCAGCUUCCCCACGUCGUAAUUUUCCCGUUCAUGGCCAAGAGCCACACCAUCCCACUGGCGGACCUCGCCCACCUGCUCCGACGCCGGCAGAUGGCCACCGUCACCUUCGUCACGACCCCGGGCAACGCGGCGUUCGUCCGUGCCGCGCUAGCUGGCGCCGACAGCGUGGCCAUCGUGGAGCUCCCCUUCGCCGACAACCUGACCAAGCCGGGCGCCCCGCCGCUCCCGGAGUGCGUAGAGUCCCUCGACUUGAUGUCCUCCUUCCCGGCCUUCGUCGAGUCUGUCUCCCUACUGCGGCCGCGGUUCGAGAAGACGCUCGCCGCCCUGCGCCCUCCCGCCAGCGCCGUCGUUGCCGACGCGUUCCUAUACUGGGCGCACGAGGCGGCGGGCGCGCGCGGCGUCCCGACGCUGGCGUUCUUCGGCACGAGCGUGUUCGCACAUGUCACCCGCGAGGUGUUGCUGCGCGACAACCCGGCCUCCGUGCUCACCCGCGGCACCCCGGACGCCGUGUUCACCGUGCCGGAGUUCCCGGACGUGCAGCUCGCCCUCGCCGACCUCGCGUUCCCCUUCAACGACCCGGCGACGACGGGGCCGACCCGCGAGAUGGACGCCAAGAUCGGGCACGCCAUAGCCAGCAGCCACGGCCUGAUCGUGAACACCUUCGACGCCAUGGAGGGGCGCUACAUCCAGCACUGGAACCGGAACAUCGGGCCGAGGGCCUGGCCCGUCGGCCCGCUCUGCCUCGCGCGGACGGCCGAGGCGGCGUGGCAUCAUGGCGACGUGGCCAAGCCCGCUUGGAUGCGGUGGCUCGACGAGAAGGCCGCUGCUGGCCGUGCCGUCCUCUACGUCGCGCUUGGCACGACGCUGGCCGUCGAGAGCGCUCAGCUGAGGGAGGUGGCGGACGGGUUAGACCGAGCUGGGUUAGACUUCAUAUGGGCCGUGAGACCCGUUGACGCCGACCUCGGAGCGGGCUUCGAGGAGCGCGUCCGGGGCAGGGGCGAGGUGGUGCGCGGGUGGGUGGACCAGCGCGCCAUCCUUGCGCACGAGUGCGUCAAGGGAUUCCUCAGCCACUGCGGCUGGAACUCGGUGCUGGAGAGCAUCAGCGCCGGCGUGCCGUUGGCGGUGUGGCCGAUGGGUGCCGAGCAGCCGGUCAACGCGAAGCUGGUUGUCGACGAGCUGGGAGUUGGGAUCAGAGUGCCAUCGAAAAGCAACGCGGUCAGCGGAAUGGCCCGAAGCGAGCAGAUUGCCAAGGUGACUAGCGAACUGAUGACUGGUGAGCCGGGCGCCGAUGCCGCAAGUAGAGAUGGCAACGGAUACAAACCCGCUGGGUUUUGCCGUCCCAAACCCGUACCCGUGAAAAAUAUCUAUGCCCAUUAAAAAAUCCGUAGCCGUGACGGGUUUGAGAUUUUGACCAAACCCGUACCCAUCGGGUUAACGGGUACCCAUGGGUUACCCGCGUGUUUCAUCUGCAAUAUAAUUAUCUUCUCAUAAUCAAUAAGUAUCAUAAUGAUUAAUGA